Molecule: messenger RNA, 1723 nt
Organism: Momordica charantia (bitter melon)
Lineage: Eukaryota; Viridiplantae; Streptophyta; Magnoliopsida; Cucurbitales; Cucurbitaceae
Product: gibberellin 20 oxidase 2
Source: RefSeq, a predicted model, not a curated record
CUUAUUAAAUUACACAAGAAAGGAGGAUGCUAAAAUUCCUAUGGUAGCCACCAACUUGAAAAAGAUAUUAAAAUCAAACACUGGAUUGGAAGUCAGAGCCAUUGAGAGUCACAAUCGGGUCAUUUUCUCCCCCCUUCUUGUAUUUAAAUUCGACCCCUUUGGCUCCAAACUUUCGACAUGUCGUCUAAACUAAACUAAUCUAAUGGAUUCCAUUUCCACUACCGCAAUUCUCACCACCAUGCUCCGCAGCAGCACCCAGCCAACUCUGCCCACCGAGUUCCUGUGGCCCCACGCCGACCUCCCCCCCGCCGGCGCCGCCGACGAGCUCCAGGAACCCGUUWUAGACUUGAGCGGUUUCCGGCGAGGGGAUGCGGAGGCGACGGCGCGGGCGGCGGAGCUGGUCCGGUCGGCGUGCAGGAAGCACGGGUUCUUCCAGGUGACGAACCACGGGGUGGAGGCGGAGCUGAUAAAGGCGGCGUACGAGGAGGUGGAGACCAUCUUCAAGAUGCCGGCGGUGAAGAAGAUUAGCGUCGGGAAGAAGCCYGGCAGAGUGUCCGGAUAUUCCGGCGCCCAUGCACACCGGUUCUCCUCCAAGCUCCCAUGGAAGGAGACCUUCUCUUUUGAGUACUCCAAGAAUCUCCCUGUUCUUGACUACUUCAACUCCUUCUUGGGCCGCGACUUUGAAAACGYCGGAUGGGUUUAUCAGAGAUACUGCGAGGAGAUGAGCAGAAUAGCUCUAAUGAUAAUGGAGCUUCUGGCGAUAAGCCUAGGUGUAGAGAGGUUCCAUUAUAGGAAGUUCUUCGAAGAUGGAAGCUCAAUAAUGAGAUGCAAUUACUACCCGCCAUGCCAAAACGCAGGCCUCACCCUCGGCACUGGCCCUCACUGUGACCCAACUUCUCUAACCAUUCUCCAUCAAGACCAAGUUGGAGGCCUCCAAGURUUCGCAAACAACACAUGGCUCUCUGUCAAGCCUCGACCGGAUGCAUUGGUCAUUAACAUUGGAGACACUUUUAUGGCACUCUCGAACGGAGCGUACAAGAGCUGCCUGCACAGGGCGGUGGUGAACAGGGAGAGAGAGAGGAGGUCACUGGUGUUCUUUGUGUGCCCGAAAGAUGAUAAAGUGGUGAGACCCCCACAAGAUUUGGUGGGCAGAGAAGGGCCAAGAAAGUACCCUGAUUUCACAUGGUCAGACCUUUUGGAGUUUACCCAAAACCACUAUAGAGCUGAUGUUGCUACACUCCAAAGCUUCGUUCAUUGGCUCCUUCGCCGACCCUCUCCCUCUCCCUCCAAAUAAAUCUUCUCUCUUUCUUUCAUUAAAUUAUAUAUAUAUAUAUAUAUACACAUAGUUUUUAUUUGGUUUGUCCUUUUUCCUACUUYAAUUUGUUCUUAUUUCAUAUUCUCUCUUUUGUGGCUUCUCUUUUUUCUGCCCAUGCUUGUCCUUCUCUCUGUUUCUAUAUUCCAUUUGGAAGCUCUUACCUAAAUGCUGCUGCCUCUUCAUGCUUUUACCWUUUAACUUUUAACUCAUCUUCAGGGGCCUGAUUGCUGUUAAUUUUGUACACUGCCCUUUUUCUCAACUUUCUUCUUCUAUUUCUAAGUCCCAUCCAUUGGAUGCUAAUACUUUUGGCCCAAAAUGAAUUGCACUGAUCUUGAUGCAAUGUAUUUGAAGGGGUUGUUUUUAUUUCAUAAGAGGGUGUAUAAUGGCAGAUAGUAAYAUCUUGAUCAA